Molecule: messenger RNA, 3501 nt
Organism: Schistosoma turkestanicum
Lineage: Eukaryota; Metazoa; Platyhelminthes; Trematoda; Strigeidida; Schistosomatidae
Source: the annotation of a GenBank genome assembly
GCGUAAUGUGUACGCUCGCGAUUUGAGUAGGCGUUAAAGUUCAUGUGUUGUGUUCGACGAUGAGUAAACAAUCGUCCACUUAUACUCUUCCUCCCAAAGAACUUUCAAUCUUCAAAAGAGUUGUUAAAUAUUAUGACCAAAAACAGUACAAAAAUGGACUAAAGUAUGCUAAACAAAUCCUAAGCAAUCCUAAAUUCAGCGAACAUGGCGAAACCCUAGCGAUGAAGGGUAUUUUAUUAAACUGUCUUGGUAAGAAAGAUGAAGCCAGGGAGUAUGUGAAACGUGGUUUAAAAGCGAACAUCACCAGCUUUGUCUGCUGGCAUAUUUACGGUCUCAUUCAUAAAUCUGACCACAAGUACGAAGAAGCAAUAAAAUGCUACCUGCAGGCUCUAAAGUUAGACAACGAGAAUUUGCAGGUGUUAAGGGAUCUUUCUGUCUUACAAAUGCAGUUGAGAGAUUAUGAAGGAUGCAGGGAUAUACGGUAUAAGUUGCUUCUUCUGAGACCUAGUCAAAAAGCAUCCUGGAUUGGCUAUGCUUUGAUACAUCAUUUGUUGGGAAACUACGAAAUCGCACUAACAGUUAUCAAUGAGUUUAAAAAAGGACAAAGCGAGAUACCCCAAUUCGAUUAUGAACACAGUGAGCUACUACUCUACCAAGCAAUGAUAAUGCUUGAAGCUGGAAAAGAUGAGGCUGCCUUAGAACAUCUCAUUCAAAAUAGCAACGAAAUCGUUGACAAAAUAUCGUUUUUAGAAAUGAAAGCACAACUCCACUUGAAACUUGGACAAUAUGAGGAUGCAGCUGAAUGUUCAUGGAGUCUAAUCGAUCGAAAUCAAGAAAAUCGUUUAUAUUUUGAACUUUUGGUGCAAGCAAAUACAGCCUUAUUAACUGGUAAAACAAACAUAAACUCUGAAACAACUAAAAAAACCUACGAGUCGAUUAUUGCCCGAUACCCUAAGUCUCGUCUAUCCAAACGGUUGAUUUUGAAUUAUUGCUCAGGUAAUGAGUUUCUCCAGCGCUUGGAUACUUACCUGAAGCCAUGCAUCAGGAAAGGUGUCCCUCCGUUAUUCAUACAACUAGUGGAGCUCCUGAGUGAUCCAGAAAAACUUACAGCUUUUGAAAGUCUUCUAACUAAAUACCGUAACAGUAUGGAUGUUAACGGAUCUCUCGAUGUACAGGAAAGCAGUGAGAAAGAAGCUCCUACAACAGAUGUUUGGCUUAACUAUCUAUCAGCUCAGUACUAUAACUUCAAAAGAAAAUAUCAGGAAGCCAUUGAAACCAUAGACUCUCAAUUGCUGUCAACACCUACGUUAGUUGACUUUUAUGUCCUAAAAGCAGAUGUCUUUUAUGAUGCAGGGGACUACAUUACAGCCAGUCGGUGGAUGGAAGAAGCCCAAUCUCUAGACACAGCUGAUCGUUUUAUUAAUGCUCGUUGCACAAAAUUCAUGGUGGAAGCUCAUCGCCUUGAAGAUGCUACAAACAUGGCUUCUAAAUUUACAAGAGGAAACACAUCGCCAAAAGAAUACUUGUCCGAAAUGCAGUGUAUGUGGUUUCUGUUGGAUAAUGCAAGGGCACUCAAAGAAAUGGGUAGACUCGGAGAUGCCCUUAAGUUAUGUCAUGAAGUACAGCAGCACUACAGAAAUAUUCUUGAUGAUCAGUUAGAUUUCCAUUCCUAUUGUCUACGGAAAGUUACCCUGCGGUCAUAUGUUGAAACACUGCGGUUGGAAGAUCGUUUACGGGACCAUCAGUCUUACUUUGAUACCGCUCAACUUGCAGUUGAAAUUUACUUGCAGCUAUAUUCUCAACCUCUGGACAGUAUUGAUGAAUCUCCUCUCAGAGAAAAUGACGGUAUGUCAUCUUCUGAAGCUAAAAAGUUACGAAAUAAACAACGGAAAGCCGCUAAGCGUGCGGAAGCGGAAGCUGCUCGAGCUCGGGCUGAACAGGAACGUCGAGAACAAGCAGCUCGUUCAAGACAGCCUGCAUCUGAGGAGACAACUACAGAUAACCCAUCCUCGGCGGAAAACGAGCUAGAUGCUAAUCUUCUGGCCAGACCUGAGGAUCCACUUGAAGAGGCAUCAAAAUUUCUUCUUCCCUUGUUGGAUUUGUCUCCUAAAACUGUUGAAGCUUAUUGUUUGGCUUUUGAAGUCUAUGAAAGAAAACAAAAAUUUCUGCUCAUGCUCAAAUGGAUUUCUCGUGGUUUACAACUUGCAAAUUCUUGUGACAAUCCUUGGUUUCAUGAAUGCUGUGUGAGAUUUCUUCUGCAACUACACAAUCGAGGAAAAUCAGAUGAUGUAAUUGGUAAAGUUCUUACAUCUGAAGUCCUAAAGUUAUUCAACGAGUGGCCAGAAAAUAUUUCUUUUGUUAAAGAAUAUAAUGAGAGAUUUAAUCAGCGUAAUCAAGACAUAUAUCCUCAUGUAUUUAGAUAUACCCUGUGUCAAUGUUUGAUUGAUCCACAGCAUAGAGAUAAUUAUCUUUCUAAGAUUCCUUUACCAAGUGAUAAUUUUAAAGGUGUUACGUGGCAAGAAUGCCGUACAUGUUUAGAUAUUUUACGGAAAGGUCAAUGGACUUCACUGGGGCGUUGUGACGCUUCUGUCAUAGAAAGGUAUCGUUCUGCUUGUAAUGAAUAUUUUCCUAUGGCAAAUGCAUUUCUAACAGCCGCACAAAUAGACUUAUUACGUCAGAAUAUGAUUGAAGCAGCUAAUUCAUCAGCUAUAUCUGGCGUGUUCUUCACACCGAAUGACAAGGACCAACAACUGGACCACAGCGCGGAUCAUGAAAGUAAAUUAUCAAAUGAAUUGUCUAGACUAACUGUCGAACCGAUGGUUAAUGGUGAUCUAAAGGAUUCUACUAGUUGGAUUCCUCAAUCUUGUAAGCAAGUUACCGUAGCAAGUAAAGCAACUGACAUUGUUGUUUGAUUCCUAGUAAACUUACUGAAUUCCUUGCCAAUCAAUUUUUUAGCUAACGUUUUAUGUAUGUCUCCAGAAGUUUGUGGAUACGGACUCAUUUGUAUUUUCCAUUGUGCAGUAAUAAAUGUACACUUUUGUAGAAUAAUAAGUUUGAAACAUUUUCUUUUAUAUGAACCUUUUUUGCAUGGAACUUUAUUUCACUACCUGGGUUGAUUACUGCUACACAUGAUUAUUGUAUCACAUGUGCAUAAAAUUACUUUGUGAAAUGCUAUUCUAAUAUAAAAAAUUCUGUACAACAAACUUAAUCUCUUGUAUAUGCACAGAUCGCGCACUUCCGAACCUGUACCGGAGUCUAUUUGCCAGUUGACUUGUUGAUAAUUGUGAUCCUUAUCAUUGUUUUUGCACUGAGUUAUGUUGAUACGAUCGUUAUUUCAGCAAUAAAAUCUUAAGCUUUUUGAUGACUAUUGUUUCUUGAGCAUGGGAAUGUGUAACAGCUAUUACCGUAAACAAAUAUUUCUACCUUAUAUAAUAUAGCGAAUUUUUCGUCUCAACUAUUUCAAUAAAUUAACUUUUCAGCACCGAGUUAGUUACAGCUAUU